AUGCAACACUACCUUGGGGUUAAGAUUUUGGAUCUGGACAGCUAUGCGCCCAAAUCUGUGCAUGAACUUUCUAAGGGAAUCAUCGUUUGCUUGUUGCAGACUGAUAAAGGUGGUCGAGGUCAUGCAGUGAGACUUGCUGGUGGCAUACUGCGCACUAAAUUGUUCAACGAGGGUGUUGAAGUUGUCUAUGGACCUUGGUGGGAGUCCAUCAUACCAGAUUUUAUCUGGUUCGAGCAAGGUUGUCUUCUAAAACCUAGGUCUUCAGUUGUGGCUACCACAAGGCGGUUCCCUUCAGAUUCCGGUGCCUUUGCAGACUGGUCGGCCCCUCCGUCUGCCAUCUCCGGCCGCGGUGACGACCUCUCCCUCGGCUUCAAUGCUUCAUCCGCCGCCACUGCGCACGGCGGCGGAGCCAUGUGGCCGGGGGUAUCGAGGUCGUUCAACUACAACCUGGCGCCUCACCAUGACAUCUUCGUGGUGGCGCCUGCUUCCUCCUUCUACCACCACCACAACGAUGUCGUCUUAUCCGAUCCAAACAACAACAACGGUUCCAACAAUUCCAACAACCCUGCAACGGCACACGGAGUCAACGUUUUCCCUCUCCUAACCGCCACGCCAUGCCUCGAGAGCGAGGGCAUAAUGGGAAACAUCAGUCACCACCGUAACAGAAUUCAGUUAUGGCAGGAGCACGAGUCUUCUCCGCCGCAGCAGCAACAGGGUCACAUGGAGCGUGACACGUGUGGGGAUGGGGGCGGGACUAGCACGUGCCAGGACUGUGGGAACCAGGCGAAGAAGGAUUGUAGUCACAGGAGGUGCAGGACGUGUUGCAAGAGUAGGGGUUUUGAUUGCUCCACGCACGUGAAGAGCACGUGGGUGCCGGCGUCACGGCGGAGGGAGAGGCAGCUCAAGGGGGUGGCGGCGGCCGGUGCUGCGGUUGGGUCCAAUGGGGCCACUUCCGGUGCCAAGAAACCUAGGCUUGUUGCUUCUCAAACUACUUCGCAUACUUCAACGUCUAAUAAUACCACUCCUCCGAGGAGUUUUGACACUGGUUGUAGCCCCCAAGAUGUGGGUUUCAAGGAGUCACUACCAAGUCAAGUGCGUGCACCAGCAGUGUUCAAGUGUGUUCGUGUAACAUCAGUGGAUGAUGGUGGGGAAGAUGAGUAUGCGUAUCAAGCAGUUGUGAAGAUUGGUGGCCAUGUCUUCAAAGGGUUUCUCUAUGAUCAAGGGGUUGAGGACAAAGAAGGGUACCCUAAUUUAUCUGAAUUACAUUUGAGUGGUGGUGGUGGUGGAAAUGUUACAAGUGGAAGUGAUGGUGGUAGAAAUGGAAUUUCAUCUUCAUCUCCAAUGGUGGAUCGUUCUCAUGAUGUCUAUGCAGCUUCAGGUGGAGGGUUGCUACUUGGAGGUUCAUCAAACUAUGGUAAUCAUCCAAUAAAUUAAAAAUCAUUUUUUCCAAGUGUAACGUAGAUGAUGAUGGAUGGGCUUGGAAAGCUUGACUUAUUAUUGUAGGGUAACUUUUCUUAUUUUUCCAACAUUGGGGGUGGGUUGGAGGGUAUAGAUUAAUUAAUAUUAAUAUUCUUCUAAGUUUGUAUCUUAUUAUAACCAUAUGUCACUCUGCAUUUUUCAACUCCUCGGUUUUUGUUCCUUUUAGUCCAUUUUUUCUUUCUUUGUUGA
This is a messenger RNA of Glycine soja, 1668 nucleotides long. Its product is annotated as protein LATERAL ROOT PRIMORDIUM 1-like. Gene Ontology annotation, biological process: positive regulation of DNA-templated transcription. NCBI's taxonomy places the organism in Eukaryota, Viridiplantae, Streptophyta, Magnoliopsida, Fabales, Fabaceae. The transcript is spliced from 3 exons. The record is from RefSeq and is a predicted model, not a curated record. Gene Ontology annotation, molecular function: DNA-binding transcription factor activity; DNA binding. Gene Ontology annotation, cellular component: nucleus. Bases 1 to 1434 code for a protein of 477 amino acids.